AUGACAUUAAAUCUUAGCGCACAUUAUGACACUUUGUGCAAUAUGGUAAUACGUCCACCAAGAUGUCAAUAUACAGAGAAUGAUAUGGGUCCAAAGUCAUUCAGAAUUGGUGGUCUGUCUUUUGUUCGCAAUGACUUUGAGUUAAUCAAUGUUAGAGGUCUAUCGAUAAAGUGUAGUCAUUUUAAACCUGCAGAGUAUUGGACGAACGGAAAACAAUUACCAUGCGUUAUAUAUUGUCAUGGUAAUAGUGGAUGCAGGUUAGAUUCAUUGGAAUGUGUUCGAACUCUACUUCCAAUCAAUAUAACAGUUAUGGCAUUGGACUUUACAGGAUCAGGCUUGAGCGAUGGUGAGUACGUAUCGCUUGGCUACUAUGAGAAGGAGGACAUCUCCACUGUGGUCAAGCAUCUGCGAGAGACGGGCAAGAUCUCAACCAUUGGCCUAUGGGGUCGGUCGAUGGGUGCUGUCACCUCGAUCCUCUACGCCAAAGAGGACCCGUCCAUCGCUGGCAUGGUACUGGACAGUCCAUUCUGCAAUCUCUACAAGGUGGCCGAGGAGUUGGUGCACUCCAACGUUCAAAAGAUGCCCAAACUCAUGAUAUCGCUGGGUCUCAAGAUGAUCAGGAGUUCAAUCAAGAAGCGUGCUCACUUUGAUAUCAAGGACCUGGACAUCACACCGACCACUGAGCAAGUCUUCAUUCCUGCCCUCUUUGCACAUGGAAAGGAUGAUGACUUUGUCAAGCCACAUCAUUCUGAGAAACUGUAUGAGAAGUAUCAAGGAGACAAGAAUCGUCUACUUUUGGAAGGUGAUCACAAUAGUGAGCGACCUCAUUUCUUCUUUGAAUCAGUCUGUAUAUUCUUUGUAAACACACUCAAGCCAGAUCCAAUCGAUGUCAACUAUAAUAAUCAAUCCAAACAACCACAACACCAACAACAACAGAUAUUCUAUGAAGACGAGGAGGAUUUGAUGUAUGAAGAGGAGCAGCUGAGGAAAGCUAUACUUCUAUCAAUACAAGAGCCAAGCUUUGUAGAGUCUCAAUGUAAUCAAGCAGCAGAGAGUAUUACAUCACAUACACAGACACAAACACAGACACAGACAGAGACACAUACACAAACAAAUGGACAUUCACAUAACAACAGCAAUGGACAUUCACAGAACAACAACGGACAUUCAGAGCAGGUGAUGGAGAGGAAUGAACUGCCACCAUCAAUGGAGAACACCUCACCAACGAACAGCACAACAAGUAGUACGGACUCACCGUACAGACUG
This is a messenger RNA of Acytostelium subglobosum LB1, 1266 nucleotides long. RefSeq lists its product as hypothetical. NCBI's taxonomy places the organism in Eukaryota, Evosea, Eumycetozoa, Acytosteliales, Acytosteliaceae. The annotation marks the transcript as partial. The transcript has 6 exons. The record is from RefSeq and is a predicted model, not a curated record.